Messenger RNA from Helicoverpa zea (corn earworm), 5730 nucleotides. RefSeq names its product TLD domain-containing protein 2 (gene mtd). Bases 383 to 3811 code for a protein of 1142 amino acids. The record is from RefSeq and is a predicted model, not a curated record. Gene Ontology annotation, biological process: response to oxidative stress. The transcript has 25 exons. NCBI's taxonomy places the organism in Eukaryota, Metazoa, Arthropoda, Insecta, Lepidoptera, Noctuidae. Gene Ontology annotation, cellular component: nucleus.
AUUCACAGCGGCGCGCGAUUCGCACGCUGCGCACGACCACGCGUAUAAGUACGGUAGUGAAAGUCGCGCGCGCAGGUUCCGCUACGAUUUCGUACGCCGACAUCUUCGUCUAGUUAUUCUGUUUGUUCGUUGCGCCAGUGCAACGGCGAAAGGAGGUCGGUGCUUGUCCAAAGCCCGUAACACUGCCGUGAUUUGUGAUGCUGAAGUUUUAAAUCGAUCCCAUGUUCGUGUGACACUUUGAAAUAUUGUAAGUGAUUCAUAAGCGACAACAAAAUGAUUUCUUUUGUUGCAAUGUGUUCGAAAAUGAAGGAGCCGUAAUUGUCAUGUUGGCUCCAUAAAACUAGUCGAGAGUGACAUUUAACGAGCUAAAGUGUUGAAUAAAAUGAGUGUGGAACCGACAUUGACCGAGUCCCCGGUGCCGCUGGCUCUGUCGAGGCUGCAGACGCGGCCCGGCCGAGUGCCACGAGGUUUGCGCACGCACCGGCCCAGUCUGCAGCUAGCCAGCUUACAAGAGUCCGCUGAUGAGACUCCUAGGCGUUACAGUGGAGAACCAUUUGCUGCCGAUACGGACGAUGAUGAAGCGUUCACUGACGAUGUAGUUCCAGAAGUACCGUCUUUGUCAACCUCCAACGGACGCCGAGCUUCUGAAGCUACCUUUGCCGAACGUUACAGACAGUUGACGGAUUUUGAUGGUCCCCCGCCCGAAGCACCACGGCGUGCCUCCUUAGCGGUGCCUGUGGGUGCCGAAGGUUUUGGUCCCAAUGAUAAGGGUCGAAGACGCUCUUGGGCAGCGAGAUUACAGUUAGAACGCAAAAAACGAAGGAAGUCAGGGGGAAACGAUACAGACGAAGAGAGUGAUACCCCAAUAUAUGUCCGUCAGAAAAGACCCUCUUGGUGGAAUGUGUUCGUGCCUGAUAAUAUGCUGAAGAACAGGUCUAGGCGAGCUUCGCAGCAGCUGUCGAGGAGCGCAGAAAGCAUCGACCAGUCUUUCAAGAGGUCGAAAAGUCGCUCGGUUGACCAUGGCUUCUCGCCGCCAUUUGACUUGGAGGCUCUGCGCUCGAAGGUUGAAGGCAGAUUUGAUGCUGUACACAGAGAUGAAGACGAGCAAGCUAAGAGAUUACCGCCCCCUCCACCGAUAAAAACAAUGACUUAUACGGUUCGAGACCGUGACACCCUGACGUCGCUAGCGGCAAGGUUCGACACGACCCCCUCGGAGCUGACCAAGCUGAACAGGCUCGCCACCCAGUUCAUCUUCCCGGGACAGACGCUGCUGGUGCCCGACAAACGGAAAGAUGGCGAUAAAGACUCGGAUGGCCCGUCAGAGAGCGGCGAUAACACAUCUGAGUCAACACAGGGCCCACCGAGCGAGCCCGCACAAGAAAAAGAGAUCUUGGAUAGCCUGCGGCCGGGCUCCCCCGAGGCGCCCGCCAGCAGCUGCGCGCCACAGCGAUUCCUCAAGAUCAACGUCAGGCACAUCACUGAUGGACAGGGCGUGGUCUCCGGGGUGCUCCUGGUGACGCCGAACGCGGUGAUGUUCGACCCGAACGUGUCGGACACGCUGGUGAUGGAGCACGGGCCGGAGUCGUACGGCGUCAUCGCGCCCAUGGAGUACGUCGUCAACGCCGCCAUCUUCUACGACAUCGCGCACAUGCGCACACACGGACCCGACCAUAACACGCACAAAGCCGAGCAGGCUGAGAUCUACUACAUGAAUAAGUCGGAACUCUCUCCCGGAAAGGACUCGCUUCUAGUCAAAGAUGAAACAUUCCCCGAGCUGCAGGCGGCUACGGGCGAGGGCGCGGAGGGCGAGUCUGCCGCUGAGCCGCGUCCUGACGAAGCUGAGGACCGCGGCGGCGCCGCUUUCCCCAAGGCCUUCGACCGCGAGCUCGUCACUCCUACUGCUCUGCAGCAGCAAUCUACCGAAGACAGACGAAAGUCGCUACUGGACCAACAUUGGGCUAUACCGAGUAAGGACAGAAUGUCCAUCGAUCAAGGAAGCGAGGUAUCUUCGAGCGCGGACGCAUGCAAGGAUGAGAGCGUUGGCGGUGAGCCGGACGCCGCGGCCGCCGCCGACGGGUCGGAGGGCGGUGACGCGGCUGACGAUGACGCUCAGCAUCUCGUCAAGCUCUCCUACCACGACUCCGGCAUAGACAUCCGCGACCCACUGCUGCAUGUCACUCCUGCUAACUCCAAGAAAGUAUACAGCGACGCAGACAUCGUGCUGUCAGCGGAGUGGGUGCCGCCCGUGUGCCUGGCGCGCGGCGAGCCGCCUCUCUCCGCGCCGCCGCACAGCGACGCCGAGCGCGCCCGCAAGCCCGCCGCCGUGUCCUUCUCCCGCGACGCCGCGCCCGCCGCCAAGGAUGAUGCUAAGCCUGAUAAGAAGAAUAAGAUGCUGAAGCGUCUCUCAUACCCGCUGUCAUGGGUGGAAGGCCUGACCGGCGAGGCCGCACAGGGCUCGCACAGCGAGUCCCUCCCCGCCUCCGCUGACAGCCACAACACCAGCGUCUUCUCCAAGGUCUUCAACAGACGCAGUUCACUGGGCGGUUUCGGGCGCUCUCACACCAAGUCGACGUCCAGCAGCGGCAGCGCCCCGCCCCCGCGCCUCGACUACCGCAGCAUGGUGUCCGUCGAUGACAUGCCUGAUCUCUUCGCCUCUUUUGAUAAGCUAAUUCCCCGGCCGGCGCGACCCAGUGAUGACCCGCCGCUGUACCUUCGCUUGCGCAUGGGCAAGCCCAUCGGCCGGCCGCUGCCGCGCACCACGCCGCUCAUGUCUUACGGCCGCAAGCGCAUGAAGCCAGAAUAUUGGUUCGGAGUACCUAGGAACAGGGUGGACGACCUGUUUAAGUUCCUGACGCACUGGGUGCCGGACCGGUACGGGCCGCUGGGCGACGUGAGCGCGCACGGCUACGAACUCAUCGACAGCGACACCGAGUGGGAUGACGAUGAUGCUAAACCUGGACAGAAGGACGAGCGGACCGGCAGCACGGGCGAUGUGUCCGACCUGACCCGCGAGUCCUGGGAGCUGCUGAAGGCGCCGUACGUGAAAAUAUAUUCGAUAAUGAAGAGCCAGGCCGAGGCGCUGGGCGACUCGCUCGGCGAGGAGCCGCGCCAGGAGGUGCUGUCGAUGAGCGAUGAGCUGCGCCGGGCUCUGUACUCGUCGGGCGCCUCCAUCGACAUGGAGUUCUCGCCGCCCGACCUCAUCGGCACCUCCGAGGUAUUCACCAUGGAGCACAGAGAGAAGCUGUGUUCGGUGCUGCCGGCGCGCGCGCAGGGCUACAUGUGGUCGCUGGCGUUCAGCACUAGCCAGCACGGCUUCUCGCUGGCCUCCAUGUACCGCAAGAUGCAGCGCGUCGACAGCCCCGUGCUGCUCGUCAUACAGGACACUGACAACAAUGUAUUCGGCGCUCUGACAUCGUGCGCGCUGCACCCGUCGGAGCACUUCUACGGCACGGGCGAGUCGCUGCUGUUCUCGUUCCAGUGCAGCGGCGAGGAGGCGCGCCGCCAGUCGCAGGCCAACAUCGACGCGCCCAAAGAUCACGACAAGGACGACAACAAGGAACAAAAAGAUGAACCACCAGCACCGGUGAAAACCAAAUUCAAGUACUGGGGCUGGACCGGAGACAACAUGUAUUUCAUUCGCGGCAGCAACGAUAACAUAUCCAUCGGCGCCGGAGACGGCAAGUUCGGGCUGUGGCUGGACGGCGACCUGUACCUGGGCCGCACGCAGCGCUGCAAGACGUACGGCAACGAGCCGCUGACCACGCGCGAGGACUUCAUCGUCAAGAUCAUGGAGUGCUGGACCUUCAUCUGAGCGCCGCCGCCGCCCGCCGGACUCGCCGCACGCGCCGCACACAGCGCUCCACUACUCUACUUUCAAAUCAAAAAUAAGCUUUAGAUUAUCUUAUGAAAUUUGCUACGAAGAUUUGACACUUUUACAAGUCAGUCUUUUCGACUUUAGUACCGAUGAGUCUGAAACGAUUUUGUACUCGCAUUGUGACUCGAAACGUAGCGGCGCGGAUCAACAUCGAUCGGCCGACAUGAAGACAAUAUUAUAAACGUCUACGCGCAUUUCUAGUCAAAUGUACUGAAACCUGACCAAUGUUUUCAUCCUCUCCGAAUUUAGAGGCGUGUUCGGAUACGAGUGCCGCCGCUCGCUCUGCUGAGCAAGUGCAUUAAUCCUAGUCAAUUGUCAUUUGUAUGUAAGUUGAGAGUUACGGAGACGGACCGAGCCGCGCAUACAGACGACAUUCCUGGUGUUGCGGCACCUCGGCGCUGCGGUCGCCCGCCCCGGCGCCACCGCUCGUAAGCCCGAACAGUCCGAUAAUUAUUAUGUGUCAAUUCAUACAAUUAAUAUUGUGCAUUGUUGUUAAGGAAAUUAAAGCAUAUUUGUAACUAUAAAAUCUGUAUGUUAUGUAGAAGUUUAUAUAUUAACAAAUCAAUCAUUACCUAUGUGUUUAGAGGCCGACUUAUUGGCGUGUCCAGUACCGAGCAAUGAAACACGCAUUAAUUUUAUGAAAGUGAUUCCGGUUCCUUGAUGACAUACGCUUGGAGACAGCUCGCUCUUAGUUGGCAGCGGCGCAAGCUGCACCGAUUCUUGCCAGUCGACGGAGCUUCGAGCCGCUCGUGUGAAGCCCGCGCAAGGGUCCCCGACACUGUCACUAUAAAUAUUCUAUUUAUUUAUAAUUUGUGUAGUAGAUUUUGUAUGUUAUGUUGUCGUGUGUCUGAUUGUAUUGAGUCAUAAUAUUAAGUUAGUGAGCAUAAUUAUGUUACACUUGUACUGUGAUUUGAUUAUUAUGGUUGCAUUUUUUCACUUAUUGGAGCGUUGUCACUUAUCACUGAUUUAAUAAUAUUAACAUCAUAAUAAUAUGCUGAUCGGCAGUUUAGUGAAUAUCUAACAUAUCUUCAUUCAUGUCACACAUUUAUAAGAGUGUCUAAGAUAGUCCACGGAAUACGAACACGCAAUCAACAUAGUUUACAAUAAACCAUAGAUUAUGUUCGUGAUGUGACGCUUCAGUACAGAGAUGAGUAGCCAAUAUAUGAAUAUUAUUAAUUAAAUAGUAAAAAAAUCUUAAAUAGUUAUCUUAGAAUGCUUGAUGAAUGUAAUCGUCAUUGUGCUUAGUAAUCGUUAGCAUGAUGUUACUCAGAUCUAUCUGGUCGUAUAACAUUAUUUAUUUGUCUUAUGUAAGCACGCGCGCUAGAGCCGCUGCGCUGCGCAGGCGCAUCGCUGAGCUAACUAUACUAUACCGCUAUGGCCAGUAUAAUGGCAUCGUCUUUUUUGUUUCAUAUGUACUGUAUAUACGACAUAUUCCUAUGUGAGAUUAGAAGAGAUAUAUAUUUUUGUGAAAGGCCACGCGAAAUAACUUUUGUGUAUAUCUAUGGUAGAAAGUACAAGUACCAAAAAGUAUCCCAGCUGUUAAAUGAAAUAUAGAAUAUAGCGCGUGCGUCUAUUCAUGCAGAAUAUUUUGACGUUGUUAUUGUUUGUGUACAUCAGGAAUGUAAUAGAUGAACUUAGGUUUUAAAAUUAUAUCGGCAUAAUUAUUGUUAUAAAUUUAUAAUCAUUAGACUUGUUGAGUAGCAGUGAGAAUUAAAAUAUUUAUUUAUUCUGUUAUGGUUUCCAAUCUUACGGUUGCUGUAGCUACAUUACUUUAUCGGUGAUGAUUUAUUAUGUAAUUCUAAGUUGUUAAAAUGUAAAUCAAGCCAUAAUAAUUGAGAAUAUAUUCUUUUGAGAAA